AAAAAUAAACACAUACUUUGAAUAUGACCCAGCAGUUGCACUCCUGGACAUUUUCCCCCAGAGAAAUGAAGAUUUAUGUUCACACAAAACUGUAUACAGAUGUUUAUCGCAGGUUUAUAGUACUUCAAAACUGAAAACAAACCAACUGUCCUUCAAUUAGUGAAUUGUUAAACAAAAUACAAUAAAUCCUUACUAUUUCUCAACAAAGAGGAACAAAAUUUUGAUACAUGUAACAAACUUGCAUGAAUGUCUACUUUCCUUAUCUGUAGUAAAGGGGAGCUUUUGUCCAGAGAACUGUCUUAUUUGGUGGUUCAAGACAUAAGUGAGCGGGGUGGGGCAGGAAGAGUAUAUAUUUAAAAUAGCUUGGAGCUGUCUUUCUUCUCAGAACUUAUAGAAGUUAAAAAUGAUCAGAAAGAAGAGGUUUGAUGAACAUUGGCUGUGGUGUUUCUUGGGUAUCCUACAGAGCCGAUUUUGGGAGCUGGGGACCGAGGAGAAAGGAAGCGUAGAGUGGACGAAUUCUGUUGGCACAAGCCAAGCCAAGAGGUCUGCUUAUUUGGAGUGAAUAGCUCUAAAAAAGAGUAACGGUUGCCUUUUUACACAGAUGUGGCAGGGUGGGCUGGAGGCAUAAAUUGAAAGGACUCUGUUCCCAGGAACAUAAGGAACUCUCUUUGUUCUGAUGCACAAAGAUUAAGGGCUCAUUGGUCAAGGGACCUGAAAAACUGGAGAAAACCACAUUGCCUCCUGGACAGUAGGAGCAAUGCCAAGUCCAGGGUCAGAGCACAUUCAGCUGAUGGUAUAGUAUUUAUCACGCAGUUAUCUAGCAUGGCCUGUGCUUGCGAUGUGUCCAAACUUGGAAAUGAAGUAGGCAGUAGGUCUCACUGAAACAUUCUACAAGCCCAGUUACGGCACAAGCUGUAGAAGGGCAGGAUCUUCCUAGUGAUAUGUGAAUUCCGUUAGAACUGAAAGGCGUUGCUACGGGGGUUACAGAGCUCAUAGUUAGGGUCUACCAACAGCCAAUCACAGUGCCAGAUUGCCGGGGGGGCGUAGCCCUGGGGAGACAGUAGCCAAUAGUAGACCGGGCUGUGAAUAGGGUGAGACAAAGCCUCGCUGAGGCGAACAGAGCGCCUGAGUGAGGCCAGGCUGAGGAUCUGUGGCCUGCUGGGUGAUUUGAACCGUUAAGGUGAGCUGCCACCAUACUGGUUCUCGCCUCCUGUUAACGUCAUGGAAGAUCUCCAGAGUGAACGGCAGCGGAUGCUCCGUCGCCACCACCGUGAAAAGAAAGAACUAGAGGCCCAAAUCCAGAGCAUGAAGUGCUCGGUCCCCAAGAGCGACAAGAAGAGAAGAAAGGAGGUGCGCCACGACGUGGCUCGCCUCCAGGCUGAGAUGGAGCAGAGGCACCAGCAGGAGUUAGAGAAGUUCCAAGAGAACUUCCCCGGCGGCGCCACCGUGGAUUCUGUCACCGAAAACCUGGCGAAGAUGAAUCUCGAGAACCGGCACCCUCACGUCUCCAGGGCACAGAAAAGGCGAGAGAAAAUGGAGGCCCUGGAGCGAGAGCACCAGGAGAGGGUCCUCGUGGCCGAGAUGGAGCAUCUGGCCAGCUUCCGCCACGAGGAGGAGGAGAAGCUCUCGAGCAUCUUGGCGGCCAAGUACCUGGAGAUGAAGGACAUCCCCGCCGACAGCCAGUGCAUGUACCGCGCCGUCCAGGACCAGCUGGUGUUCUCCGUGACGGUGGAGAGCCUGCGCCGCCGCACCGCCGACUACAUGCGCGAGCACGUCGACGACUUUCUGCCGUUCUUCAGCGACCCGGAAACGGGCGACGCCUACAGCCUGCCGGAGUUCAUGGCCCACUGCGACGACAUCGUGCGCCGCCGCGCGUGGGGGGGCCUGCUGGAGCUGAGGGCCCUGUCGCACGUCCUGCAGACCCCCAUCGAGGUGAUCCAGGCCAGCGCCCCCGCGCUGCUCAUCGGGGAGGAGUACCGCAAGAAGCCGCUCACGCUGGUCUACCUGCACUACGCCUGCAGCCUCGGCGAGCACUACAACUCGGUGAAGCCGCUCGAGGCCGGCGCGGCGGGCGGCCCGGCCCCGCGCCUCCUCUAGGCCUCUCCCGCGGCCCCGCGCCGGCGCUCCUGGCGCCGCCGCCGCGCGCCUCCCGGUAGGCUCCGUUUCCUUGCGCGCUUUGCUCCUUUGCUUCCCUCUGCUUCAUUUAAAAUGUCAUUAAAGUUUACUUACAAUGCUCCCCCGCGGCGUCGCCCCACACCUUCUUUCUGCGCCUCUCUCUGCGGCUUCUUUCACUCCACAGGGGACGGGAUCGUAACCCGGAGGGGGAUGCCUGCUUUCGCUGCCUGAGGGCUGCCCACUUUAUACCGUCUCGCUUGUUCGUCCUUCCCUGAGCCUUUGCCUCCCUCCCCGAUUUAGAACUCGUAACAUUUCCAGUGUGCUGCAAAUGUUCAUGUUUGCUUUCACGCCUCCACUUCGGUAAAUGCUUGGCGUCUUCACACUCCGCCGUGAAUUUAUUGGAUUCUUGAGAUGAAAGUGGCGUUUAUGUGAUUGAUAUGCUUUCUGAACGCCUUCUGUUGUUCUUUUGAAAAAAAAAAUAGCGUCACACACUGUUCUUGGGUUUGCUUUUUAUGCUGGGCCACGCAGGAGACAUCUGAGGUUAUGAACAAGAGUUCUUCUGCUCGUAGUUUGGUUUUGUUUUCUUCAUUCAAACUUGUGUGGUUGCAAAUUACUUUUAGUUGCACAGGUGUUUUCUGAGCUCUGAAUAGCAUUGUUAAGCUUAAAAGGCAAAUGUAAGUGUUCAAUAAAUAUAAAAGGCAAAUUUACAUAAACUGACAGGCUAGGUAAAGUUUACUGUACAUGCCAAAGACCUGAAGUUUGUUAAAGGUACAAGGAGAUCUGGCUUUAUUCAAAGAGUUGUUGCAUUUCAUUCUCUCUACAACUGAUGUGAAGCAAGAAGAGACAAACUGAUAGGUAGAUAAGUGAACUUACUGAGAGGGGUAAAAAUCUGGAUCUAGUCAAUUUUCUUUAUUCUUAGAGAUGUUAAGUACUAUGACUUUACUCAACUUGAUCCACCUUGUUAUGUCAACUGUAUGAAAUCUGAAAGAUCUCA
Messenger RNA from Chinchilla lanigera (long-tailed chinchilla), 3109 nucleotides. RefSeq names its product OTU deubiquitinase 6A (gene Otud6a). The transcript has a single exon. Gene Ontology annotation, biological process: protein K11-linked deubiquitination; protein K29-linked deubiquitination; protein K33-linked deubiquitination. Lineage: Eukaryota; Metazoa; Chordata; Mammalia; Rodentia; Chinchillidae. The record is from RefSeq and is a predicted model, not a curated record. Gene Ontology annotation, molecular function: cysteine-type deubiquitinase activity. The coding region runs from base 1222 to 2097 and encodes 291 amino acids.